Molecule: messenger RNA, 1559 nt
Organism: Selaginella moellendorffii
Lineage: Eukaryota; Viridiplantae; Streptophyta; Lycopodiopsida; Selaginellales; Selaginellaceae
Product: arginine biosynthesis bifunctional protein ArgJ, chloroplastic
Exons: 15
Coding region: 66-1466 (466 amino acids)
Biological process (GO): L-ornithine biosynthetic process; L-arginine biosynthetic process
Molecular function (GO): L-glutamate N-acetyltransferase activity, acting on acetyl-L-ornithine as donor; L-glutamate N-acetyltransferase activity, acting on acetyl-CoA as donor
Source: RefSeq, a predicted model, not a curated record
AUUUACUUGUUCUCCCUAUUGUCGAUUAGGGUGCUUGUCCCCGUCCUGAUCCCAGAGCGCCAGCAAUGGCGGGGGGAGCAAUGCUGACAAUGGGUGCCAAGGCGUCGUCGUUACACAACGAGGUUGUUACCAGCGGGGAGACGAUCGCGCUUCCUGCAGCUCACAUUCGGCUCCCCCGAGGCCCUUGGACGCAGAUUCCAGGCGGUGUCGCUGGACCUUGCGGCUUUCGGGCUGCUGGCUUGUAUGGCGGACUGAGAGCACUUGGCACCAAACCAGACCUCGCCCUGGUUGUCUCGGAUGUGGACGCCGUCUGUGCCGGAACCUUCACAACAAACGUCGUGGCUGCUGCGCCCGUCUUGUACUGCAAGCGCAUUCUCGCGGCCUCUACCAAGGCGCGUGCAGUUCUUAUCAAUGCGGGUCAAGCGAAUGCUGCAACUGGUGAUGCAGGUUACCAAGACGCCCUCGACUGCGCAACUGCUGUUGCAAAGCUCCUCGGCACUCAACCGGAACGUGUUCUUCUCCAGUCCACCGGUGUAAUUGGCAAACGCAUCAAGAAGGAUGCUCUAUUAGCGUCUCUUCCUCGGCUGGUGGGAGCACUUUCUUACACUGCUGACAGUGGUGAUGCUGCUGCAACUGCGAUCACCACCACCGAUCUUGUUACCAAGAGUGUUGCCAUCGAGACUGAGGUGGGAGGAACGACCGUUAAGAUCGGUGGCAUGGCGAAAGGAUCUGGGAUGAUCCAUCCAAACAUGGCGACGAUGCUUAGUGUUGUAACAUGCGAUGCUCACGUUUCAUCGGAUGUGUGGCAAGAUCUGGUCAAAACCGCUGUUGGCCGGAGCUUCAACCAGAUCACGGUGGAUGGAGACACGAGCACCAACGAUACCGUCCUAGCACUAGCCAGCGGUGCCUCUCGUGGACGUCUGCUCGACAAUAUGCAAGACCGUGAUGCACAGCAACUCCAAGCCGCACUGGAUGCAGUGUUCCAAGGCCUGGCAAUGUCUAUUGCAUCCGAUGGGGAAGGUGCUACAUGUCUUGUCGAGGUGGAAGUCACAGGCGCUCACUCCGACGAUGCUGCAGCUGUUGUCGCUCGUUCAGUUGCUCGAUCGUCCCUGGUCAAGGCUGCUGUCUAUGGAAGGGAUCCGAAUUGGGGGCGUGUAGCAUGCGCAGCAGGUUACUCGGGCGUUGACUUCGACCCUCAGGAGCUGGAAAUCCGGCUCGGGAGUUUUGUGCUGAUGCAGAAGGGGCAGCCAUUGGAGUUUGACCGCAGCGAAAGACUACUUACGUGCGGCUGGAGAAGUUCACGGCGUCGUUGCCAUCACAAUCUCAAUCGGUCUGGAUGCUGUUGUGUGACAAGUGACCAACGGAGGUGGUGCCAUGUUUCAGGUGGCGGAACAGGACGGUCCACUGCGUGGGGCUGCGACUUGAGUUACGACUAUGUGAAGAUCAAUGCUGAUUACACAACUUAAUAACUCGCUUUGGUGGUACUUUUAAAGUAGGGUUCUUGGUGAUGUACACUUCAACAAAAAAAAUUUAAAUUUUUUUAUUUAAUUUUUUAUUUA